This is a messenger RNA of Metarhizium acridum CQMa 102, 588 nucleotides long. The record is from RefSeq and is a predicted model, not a curated record. Lineage: Eukaryota; Fungi; Ascomycota; Sordariomycetes; Hypocreales; Clavicipitaceae.
AUGGAGAACGGAAAUACGCCUUUCAUCGGGGACGCCUUGUACAUUAGUCUGGACGAAAAGAAGACCUUGUCUCUACCUGCAAGCGCCAACUUCCUUACACUUUUUGAUUCCUCUGGCAAGCGACAGGUGCCACUUUAUAACGUCAUAUGGAUAGAAAUCGCCAAUGGUAAUCUCUUCAUUGACUAUGCGGCACAGUCGUCAAAAACGCAUGUCAAACUUGAGAGGUGGACAUUUGCGCUUGCGAAAGACAAUGAAUCCCUAGGUAGCCUGCGGCCAGAAGAAUUUACGGCUCGUGUUCUUGAACGGGCAUAUGGGGAUUCUCAGCUUCGUAAAAGAGCAUAUGUGCUCAUUAAUCCCCAUGCCGGCCCAGGGGGCGCUCUGCGCAAAUGGAGUAACGAGGUCAAGCCGCUUUUCGAUGCUGCCCGCAUGGAACUGGACGUCGUCACAUUGAAACGGGGCGGAGAGGCCACAGAUCUCGCUGAACAAGUCGACAUUGACAAAUACGAUACCAUUAUGGCAUGUUCUGGUGACGGCACUCCUCAUGAAAUCUUUAACGGUCUGGCAAAGCGUCUUAUUCAUUUAAUAUAA